This is a messenger RNA of Kockovaella imperatae, 1996 nucleotides long. RefSeq lists its product as hypothetical. The coding region runs from base 70 to 1992 and encodes 640 amino acids. Gene Ontology annotation, cellular component: nucleus. The record is from RefSeq and is a predicted model, not a curated record. The transcript has 10 exons. NCBI's taxonomy places the organism in Eukaryota, Fungi, Basidiomycota, Tremellomycetes, Tremellales, Cuniculitremaceae. Gene Ontology annotation, molecular function: RNA polymerase II CTD heptapeptide repeat phosphatase activity.
GUGAAUGCCGAUAAUCGGUUAUUACCUUUUCCAUUGUGUAUACAUGGAUUAUGGCUGCUCACCGUGACCAUGUCCGAGACUGUAUCGGUGGAGCUCCCGACGUCUCUGCCGUACCCCAUACGGAUUACCAGGGUCCUGGCUGAUGGCGAAGUGCAGCGUGGAACGGCGUUGCUUGAAUAUGCGUUCACGUCGGAUGAGGCCAGGAAGGAGCUGGCCAAGGGUGGAAAGGGCGAGUGGGAUAUGGUCGGUUCGUGGGACAGCGCGAUCGAAGGGAGACUCGAUAGAUGGGAAGAAUGGGUCAAGCCAGGGACGAGAGUCGAGAGAUCGAAAAUUGCAUUGUGGCUCGAGCAGUCUUGCUCCCACCCAGUACAGCUGCAUGGAAUGUGUGGGGUCUGUGGAAGGGACCUGACAACGGACGACUAUCUCACACGAGGCGGACCAUCAAAGUAUGCUGGGAGUUAUGAGAUGUCACACGAUUCAUUGGGAGUGACCGUAUCGACGAACGAAGCUAAGCGUCUUGAGAACGUGACCAAGGAGACACUUCUGAGCUCGAAAAGGUUAUCGUUAAUUGUGGAUCUUGAUCAAACAAUCAUACAUACGACUGUGGAUCCUACCGUCGGCGAGUGGAUAGAACAAGGAAAAAAAGCUUUGGAGGAUGUGGCCAAGUUUCAUCUUCCUGACGAUGUCCCGCUGGGCUACACGGCGCCAGAUAGAUGGUACUACACGAAACCAAGACCCGGUGUCAAUCAGUUCUUGAGACGCAUGAACGAGCUCUACGAGAUGCAUGUCUACACUAUGGGAACGAGGACGUAUGCCGAGGCGAUAUGCAAUGUCGUGGAUCCAGACAAGACCUUCUUCGGAGGGAGGAUCAUCAGCAGGGAUGAAAAUAAGAGCUUCAGCUCGAAGAGUCUGAAGAGGUUGUUCCCGACAGAUCAGAGCAUGGUUGUGGUGAUUGACGAUAGGGCAGAUGUCUGGGGAGAGAUACCUAAUCUGGUGAAAGUCGUUCCAUACGACUUCUUCAUCGGUGUCGGGGAUAUCAACAAGGCGGAUUCAAUGGCCCAGACCAAGUUGCUGGACGCACAGAGCGAAGAUCGGCCGCUGGCGAAGGAGUCAGAGCCGUUGAAUAACGAUGAUGCAGAGUUGGAGAGAGUUGCGAAGAUUCUUGCUCAAAUCCACUCCACGUUUUAUCGAGCGUACGCGCAACGGGUGAAGGAUACAAUACCGAUGGGAUGCGAUGUUGAGGUGAUCAUACCUGAUAUAAAAUCAAGAGUACUGGAGGGAUGUACCCUGGUUUUCUCAGGUGUUAUACCGAAGCACCAGGCGGCAGAGACAUCGGGAAUCUUUCACGCCGCGGAAAUGUUUGGUGCGCGAACCAUGCUCGAUGUCGGACCGGGCAUGACCCAUUGCGUGACGGCCACGGUCGGUACAGAGAAGACUUAUCGGGCGAGUAGGAUGGACGCUGCAGUGGUCUGGGUCGAGUGGUUUCACAAGUCCAUCGCGCUGUGGAAACGGCAAGACGAGAGGGCCUUCAGCAUCAACGGGGCCGAAAGCAGUACAAGUCCGAAGCAAGUUGAGAAUGGGAUCCCGGAAGACGGUGUAGAUGAUGGCGGUCUUGACAAUUUGCUGGACGGGUGGGACGAGUCUGCGGAUGCCGAGUUACAGGCUUUCAUGGAAGGGAGUAGUGAUUAUGGAGAGGAUACGGAGAGCGUGGGUAGUGUCCCUGGUUCGCCCAGUAAAAAGAGAGUCAGGUAUGCCGACGAGGAGUCGCUGCCAUUGGAAUCAUUCAGAGAUCCACCAGAGGAUCAAGAUUGGGCUGGAGAUAGCGAUGAUCGGCCGGCAAAAAGGCGAUUGUUGCUUGAGGCGCCUACGGGGGACUAUGUUCCAGAGGGGAAUCGCUUCCAGUGGGAUGGGAAGAUGGACGAGAAUCCAACUGCUGAGGAUGAUUUGUUUGCACAGAUGUUGGAGGACAGUCUUGACAGUGAAAUAUCAUAGUACA